Messenger RNA from Vicia faba (fava bean), 1479 nucleotides. Lineage: Eukaryota; Viridiplantae; Streptophyta; Magnoliopsida; Fabales; Fabaceae. The record is from the annotation of a GenBank genome assembly.
AUGCAGAAAAUGACGAUUCGUUUCCCUGAGGAAGUUCUCGAGCGGCGGAUUUUCGUCGGAAACUGCUACGCCGUGAGUCCUUCAACGGUGACGAAACGGUUUCCCGAGCUAAGAUCCGUUUCGCUGAAAGGGAAACCGCACUUUGCGGACUUCAAUUUGGUGCCGGAAGGAUGGGGAGGUUAUGUUAGUCCGUGGAUCGCGGCUAUGGCGUAUGGUUUGCCGUUGCUGGAAGAGAUUCGGCUCAAGAGGAUGGUUAUUACGGAUGAGAGCUUGGAGCUUAUUGCUAAGUCGUUUAAGAAUUUUAAGGUUUUGGUGCUUAUUUCGUGUGAGGGGUUUACGACGGAUGGACUUGCUGCCAUUGCUUCUAAUUGCAGGAAUUUGAAGGAAUUGAACUUGCAGGAGAGUGAACUGGAGGACCUUAGUGGGCAUUGGCUAAGCCAAUUCCCUGAUUCUUACACAUCAUUAGUUUCACUUAACAUCUCUUGCUUGAACAAUGAGCUUGCUGAGUUAGGCACAGGAGUCUACUCAGCUGAGAUGCGUCCAGAGGUCUUCUCAAACCUAGUAACAGCAUUUUCUGGGUGCAAGCAAAUGAAGAGCUUGUCUGGUUUUUGGCAAGUUCUGCCAUCCUACCUUCCGGCACUAAAUCCAGUCUGCUCUAGGCUAACAUCACUAAACUUGAGUUAUGCUGUCAUUCAAAGCUCUGAUCUUAUCAAGCUUGUCGGUCAAUGCCCCAAUUUGUUGCGGUUAUGGGUGCUUGAUUACAUAGAAGAUGCUGGUCUUGAUGUCGUUGCUGCUUCAUGCAAGGAUCUACAGGAGUUGAGGGUGUUUCCCUCUGAUCCAUUUGGUUUAGAACCAAAUAUUGCGUUGACAGAACAGGGUCUUGUCUCUAGUAGGCCUAAUUUGACUCGCUUUCGCCUGUGUAUUCUGGAGCCUCGAACUCCUGACUAUCUUACCCUUCAACCACUAGAUUCUGGUUUUGGAGCUAUUGUAGAGCAUUGUAAGGAUCUUCGGCGCCUUUCCCUUUCCGGCCUUCUUACUGAUCGUGUUUUUGAGUAUAUUGGAGCUCAUGCAAAGAAGCUGGAGAUGCUAUCCGUUGCCUUUGCCGGAGAUAGCGAUUUGGGUCUCCAUUAUAUGCUGUCUGGGUGUGAUAAUCUUAGGAAGCUUGAGAUCAGGGACUGCCCCUUCGGCGACAAGGCUCUUUUGGCCAAUGCGGCAAAACUCGAGACAAUGCGAUCCCUUUGGAUGUCCUCUUGCCCAGUGAGUUAUGGAGCGUGUAAGCUACUGGGUCAGCAAAUGCCCAGACUUAAUGUUGAAGUCAUUGAUGAAAGAGGACCUCCAGAUUCAAGGCCGGAUAGCUGUGCUGUGGAGAAGCUUUAUAUAUACAGAAGUACUGCUGGGCCAAGGUUGGACAUGCCUGGUUUUGUCUGGACAAUGGAAGAUGAUUCCGUCCUUCAGCUCGAGCAACCUAGCAGUGUAUAG